AUGAACAGGUAUACAAAGGAAAGCAGCUUAAGAAUAGGUAGAAACAGCACAUCCUUCGUUACUUUCUCCCUUCCUCUCUUAGAUAAGAUGCGUACUACUCUUCUUUCCCUGUUCUUUGCUUCUCUCUGUGUCGCAUCGCCAUUGGGAAGCGUCGGGAGGCGCCAGAUCGUCAACGAUAUAGACGUCCUCAACUAUGCACUUACACUUGAGCACAUCGAGAGCGCGUUUUAUCGCGGGGGAUUGGAGAAAUAUGACGCUGAAGCCUUUGAGGAAGCAGGCUUUCCAGACGACGUCCGUGCUCGUUUCGUCGAGAUCGCCGAGCAUGAGGCGAGCCACGUCGAGUUUUUAACUGCUGCAGUGGAGGCGUUGGGCGGGGCCGCUACUCAGCCAUGUCAAUACAACUUCCUGCAUACCGACCCGAGGACCUUUGCACUUCUCAGUCAGAUCCUUGAAAGCGUCGGGACUUCCGCAUACACUGGAGCCGCUCGCCUUAUAUCCAACAAAGAUUACUUAACCGACGCAGCGAGCAUCCUCGCAACAGAGGCUCGCCACGCCAGUUGGGUUGCGUCCGCCGCUAAUAAGGUCUCUCCAUGGAGCGGCCCGUUCGAGGCAGCCCUCAUGCCGGCCGAGGUGGUAAUCCUCGUUCUACAAUACAUUACUCUCUGCCCCUCCUCCAACCCACCCUUGCCAGUAACAGUCUUUCCAUCCCUCAUAUUUACCAGCAAGCCCAUCCCUGGACAUACCACCAUCGUCGAGCAGAACCCCACUACAUCCCCUGCGACUCACGUGUCUUUCUUAACCGGUCUCGACAAGAUCUUAGUACCAAUUGCAGAUGGGCAGGUUCGUGUGCCGGAGGGUCUAUCGGGCACCGUCUACGCGGUUGCGACGAAGAGUGGGAAGGGGGCGACGGAUGAUACGAUUAUUGCUGGGCCGGCAGUUUUGUUGUUUGAGGGGGAUUCGACAGGGAAUCUGAUCAACUAG
Molecule: messenger RNA, 981 nt
Organism: Cyclocybe aegerita
Lineage: Eukaryota; Fungi; Basidiomycota; Agaricomycetes; Agaricales; Hemipholiotaceae
Source: the annotation of a GenBank genome assembly